Molecule: messenger RNA, 4938 nt
Organism: Pectinophora gossypiella (pink bollworm)
Lineage: Eukaryota; Metazoa; Arthropoda; Insecta; Lepidoptera; Gelechiidae
Exons: 29
Coding region: 457-4938 (1493 amino acids)
Source: RefSeq, a predicted model, not a curated record
CGGUUGAUUGAGGGGAGGCUUGUGCCCAGCAGUGGGACGUAUACAGGCUAUUAUGUGUCUUGUGAUAAAAAACCUUCGAUCGCUAUUGGCCCAUUCGGGAUGCUUCUCUCAAAAACUACUGUAUGCGCCUUGAGCAGUUCGCUCCUACCUUCUAAAUUUUGUACCCUUUCGAGAGUCCUCAGCGCUCCCCAUUUUUCCGGCAGAGUCAUAUUCGAAGUGCGGUUCGAUAUUUAAAAACAAGAAAUGCUGGAUCUUCUGUUACAUGUUAUUGGUUUAGGCUGCCUGUUCAGCGGAGCGGAAAGAGACAGCGAAGCGGGGAAACGGAGAAAUAUUAGACAGGACGUUACGAACUAGUUUGUGCAAUUCUAUUGGUUAAUAUAUAUUUCUCCGUUUCUGCUCCGCUGCCUCUGCUCCGGUGGAUAGGCAGCCUUAGUCUAUGCUUCCUCAAUAACUCAGAUGGAGUCAAACAUGGUGGAGUGUGAGGGUGAGCCGCGGUGCCCGGCGGGGUGCAGGAGCGCAGACCCACCCGCGACCCUGGCGGUGCUGCAGGACGUGCACCGGGCGUAUGAGGAGCGGAUGGAGGUCGUCGACCGGCUUGGAGGCGCCAGGAAACUGCAGAUGCAGGUGGAAGUGCUGCGGGCGUGGGUGGGCGACCUGGUGGGGCAGAACACCCUGCUGGCGCGCGCCGUGCAGGAGCUCGAGACGGAGGCCACCAACCGGCUGCUGCUCGAGCGGACCAGGCAUGCAGAGAUGGAGCUGGAGCUCCGAGCAGAGGUAGCGGCGCUGCGCCGGCGGCUGGCCCGCAAGGAGUCAGAUCUCCGGGGGCUGGUGGAAGUGCUGCGGAGGCUGCGAGAGUUCGACUACUGCACGCUCGAGGGCAUACACUUCUUUGAAGUCACUGAAUCCGACAUCUUCGGGUCCGUUCAGUGGCGCCAACAAAAGCUAGACCAAGGAGACACGCGGCGGGUGAAGGAAGACUCAAGCAUUGGACGAGAGUCGAGCAGAAACAAACGAAACUUGCACUACAAAGCUCUGUACAGAAAACGACCUUGCAGCUCAAAGGACUUGAUGAGUAUAAACGACGUACUACAGAAGGAAAACAUUGCUAAGGAAAGGGAAAUAAGAAGACUGAACAGGGACGUGCAAAAGUACGAACAGACGAUAGUCAACCUGCGGUCAGAGAUGACUACAAUCAACUGUCGUGCACCAGAAUGUCCCAAAAAGGACGCCGAAGUGAUGGCUGGAAUGUGCUUCGCGUCUGAGUGCGGUGUGCUGGAGCCGGUCAACUACGGGACCUUGCUCGCUGACGACGCUGCCAAGUACCAGGAGAGGAUCCGUAGUAUGGAGACGAACCUUAAGAGUUCAAGCGACAGCGUCCGAGCACUGCGCAAAGUGAACGUAGCUUUGAGCGAAGAGCUGCACGCGCUAAGACGCGUUUGCGCGGCUUUGGACGAGCAGUGCCGCGCGGCUUCUACUCGCAUGUCCUUCAAAGAUGACAUCAUACGAGAGAUGAGGCGGCAGCUUAAGCAGGCCAAGGCCAAGGUGACGUUGCGUCUAAAGGAAUCCGAAGGCUCCAACUCGAAGAGCCACAACGACUUCGGCGCUGGCGAGAAGUUGCGCAACUCAAGCCGUUCGUUCGAGUCGGUGCACUGUGUGCAACCGCGGCGGUCGCACGCCGCGUUCACUCGCGCCCGCGAGGUGGACUCGCCGCUACAUCCCGAUUCUGAUGACUGCCGUAGUCCACGAUUGGAUGGCUCUGGGGAUGAUACAUGUUCAUCCCCUAUCCUGAUAUCGGAGUCGUUGGCGGACCUGGAGAGUUCGUUCCUGCGGCAGUUCCAGGCGACCACCUGUCAGCGGCCACCAGACUGCCCGGGAAUAGCGCCUUGCUCGCACAACUGCCACUCGAAGUUUCCACCUUGUCCCGCUAUCAGAGUUCCAAAGCCGUGUGUCGACUCGUCAAGGAUAUGCGACGAGGAGUGCACGCCACCGCUGACGCCGCCGCGCUGUGCGCUACAGUCACGCGACUCUUGCCCCGCUUUAACCACUACGGGACCAUGUCCGGCCCUGACUCCGCCCUGUCCGGCAUUAAUACCCUCUUGCCCCGCUCGCGAGCCCCCUCCCUGCCCCGCCGCCAAGUUCCCGAAACCGUGCGUCGACUCCCGCAAACUGUGCGAAGAGCAGUGUUCCCUGAGAGACUCUUUUGAAAGUCUACCCAGUCCAUGCCCAUCUUACUUAGAAGAAUUACUUGAAAAGUUUCCUGAUCCACUAAAGUGUUCCACUUUAAAGGGCAGUCCUCGUAAAUCUCGAGGAAAAUCUUCCCCGCCUUUAUCUCCGAAGCGUGGGUCGAGUAGCAGUCGUUUAAAAUCCUUUUUCUCGAGGUCUCACAGUCCGAAAAAUUCUCCUCCUGGUUCUCCUAGUAAAAAAAAGCAAUCCAAAUGUAAAACUCCUCCUAAGUCACCUUGUCCGGGGUCACCUCGUCUGAGGUUAUGUUCGUCUCCUCCGCAGUCACCUCCCAGAUCACCCCCCGGGUCUCCUUGUUCGAGGAUCCCUCGUCCUUGUUCUCCGAAGCCUGCAUGUCCAGGGUCGCCGCGGCGCCCUUGUGCGGCUUCUCCACGGUCGACUUGUUGUAAGACGCCUCCUUCGAAGAUUCCUUGUCCCGCUAAGAGUCCUAGCUGCUCUCCGCGGCCGCGGUCUCCGUGUGGCUCGCUGAUGACGCGAUCAGUAUGCCCCAAGCCAGCAUCCCCCUGUAGUCUCAAACUGCCUCGUUGCCCCAAGCCGCCGCCCUCGUGCUGCCCCAAGCCCCCGUCCCCCUGUGAGCCCCGUGACCCUCCGGAGCAGUCGUCCGUGGCCUCCACGUUGAUGGACAUCGUCAGCAAGAUUGCUUCAUACGCAACAGGCCCUGCCGAGUGCCAACCAGAAGACUGUACGACAAUUGAAGUAAUUGAUAAAAGCUGCAGCUCACCAAACCCAUGCCCUAAGCCGUGUCCGCGGCCCGUGCGCCGCUGCGUGCACUUCCUGCCGCAGCCGCGCUCCUGCGCACGUGAUCUUGAGGAACUGUUCUUCAACCAGGAGCUCAAGAAGAGCGAUGCCUCUGUCGAUUGGUAUUAUGAAUUUAUUGAUUAUAUUUUUUUUUGUUUUCAGCAAUCGUCACCUCCGUGUGCCCAACUUAUCAAGGAUAUGAAGUUGGAACCGUGUCCUUCGGCCUUAGAUCUCCAGCCACAAGAGAGCGGCGCGUGUUCGAGCGCGGGCAGCGCGGCCAGCGUCGGCGCCUGCGACGCGGCUCGCGCGCACUACUACCACAGCAAGCUGCUGGCCACGCUGCAAGUUUUACAAAACAAGGAGGAGACAGUACGCGUGCAGGCGGAGAGCCUUGCCGUUGCAGAGCAGCGCAUCGCCACGCUGACCGUGCGGGCUGCGCAGAUGAGACGAGAGCUCGAGAGGAACGCUUGUGAGUUACGAGCUCUGCGCAAGUCUUCCUGUCCCUCCAAUGCUAAUCGCACUGGGGUGUGUAAUGGCACGCAGUCCCCGACACAGGAAGUGGAAAACCAGAAAAACAUGGUGAUAACAUUACAGAACAAUUUGACAGUUAUAGAGGAGUUGUACAGAGAAUGCUUUUAUGAGACAGCAAAACAAGAGGAAUUAAUAGAGAACCUUCGCAAAUCAUACCUCGACGUGCGGUUAAUGGAGAAAGAGAAAGCUGAUCAGAUUGGCCAGCUGCAGAACGUGAUCAACUCGCAGAAGUGGUCACUAGAGCGGUGCCAGGAUGUUGCGAUGGAAGUGGAGAACCUAAAAUUGGAAAUAUCAAACUUCUUGAACAAUUCCAACAACGACUCGGGUAUGUGGGAGCAGUCUGUGGCGGGGGAGGUGGGCGAGGAACUGCAGGAUAUCAUGCAGCAACUGCGGCAGUUGCGGGACCUGCUGCAGACGGACUGCAACUGUGGGCUCCAAGAAGAAAACAUGAAGCUGAAAGAAAGAAAUCAGGCUUUAGAAUGCGAGGUGGGGGAGCACCAGCGCAAGACAUGCGAGCUGGAGUGUGCGCUGGAGUCGAAAGAUGGCGCCAUCAGGAAAUUUAAAAAGCAGCUAGAUGAAAACAAUGAACAGAUGCAGUGCCUGCGCCAGGAGAUACAGUGUCUUCAUCAGAGAGAAGAGGAGAGACAGCGGGAGUGUCAAUGUCUGCAGCUCAAAUUACAGGAAGCCACUACGGCGUUGGAGGAGAAGUGCGCGGAGCUAUGCCGUAUGCAAGAUCAGUGCAACAAGUUGGAAGAGACUGUCAGAGAGUUGCGCCAAGACCUGGAGAGAGCCGACCAGAUCAUUAAGGAGAACUGCCGCGUGCGCAGCGAGGUGAGCUACCUGUCGCAGCAGGUGUGCCUGUGGCGGCGCCAGCUGGCGGACAGCGAGGCGCGCGUGCGCGGCGUGGAGGCCGAGCUGCUGCGCGCGCGCGACCACUGCAGGAACAUUGACCAGUGCUACAGGGAGAAGGCCCGCGCGGCGGCGGCGCUGCAGGAGCAGCUGGAGGAGGCGCACGCGCGCGGCAUUGAGCUGAGCGCCGAGGCGCGCCGCGUCGUUAGCGCUGUCAGGAGCUGGGUGCGGCGCAUGCGGGCCACCAACUGUGAACAAGAAGAGAAGAUAAAAGAACAAGAGGCUUGCAUAGUCCGUCUUAAGAAGUCGCUUGCGGAGCGACCGUGCGGGCCUCGGCCCUGCUCCAACAGCUACGUGUCCCGGGUGGAAGUGGGAUGCUCCAAGUGUGCCCCCAGGAGUCCCACCGUGAGCACGAGCCCCACCCCGGAGAGUUCAGCCAACGAGUGCGGGCGCGAGGCAACGCCGGCGCCGCGCCGCCCGCCACGGAAGGCCAGUUGCAUCAGCCGGGGCACACAUCUCUUUGUAAGUCGCUUGUUAUUUGUUGGCCAGCAGAGCAGAGAGUCAAUUAAUUUGGUCUAA